CGGUCUCAACCAAACAGAAGAGCAAUAGACCAGCACCGCUAUCAUACAUUUAUUUUGAAGUCACGUUUUUGAUUACUAACAUCAACUUUAUUUGUUUUGACAGUGUGCACAUCCUGCACAGACUUAUUCUGCACUACCUGACAGUAUCGUUUCGUUUUGUUCCGGUUCUUGAUCUGGUGCUAAAUCAGCAGCUAUGGAUUUGGUGUGGCUGGUAUGUUUGGCAGUGAGCUUCGGAACCUGGUUCGCCUCUGCAGAGAGACACAGCGUCUUCUGGAAUAGCACAAACCCAAAGUAAGUGUUGUUUUUAAUCUCUUUCUCUAUCUAUCUCGCUCUCUGUAUCCCUAUCUCUCUCUCUCUGUGUGUGUGUGUGUGUGUGUGUGUUUACGCGCGCGCGUUGUGCGUAUUUUGGUGUAGCACACAUUAAACGAGUGUGUGAUUUGUGUGUUUACGCGCACCUAGUGCUCAACUCACUUUGAGAAUGCUUAUCUGACACUAUACUAGGCCUACUCAAAUACACUUUCUGUUAUGGGAUAAAUACUGUUUGUGUGUCAUCCACUCAAUGGAUAGCCUACGCGCUGAAUUUCCUCGAUUCUUUAUCAGACAUCACACCCCACUGGGCACACACGGCCUGGUUGAAUCAACGUUGAUUGCACUUCAUUUCAAUGAAAUGAUGUUGAACCUAUGUGGAAUUGACGUUGAAUUGACCUCUGUCCAGUGGGACUCAAUUUGAUGACAUCUGGAUUUUGGUAUUGCUUUUAUUUCUUACACUUGUAGGCUAUUAGUUGUAGGCUGUGUGCCUUUUUUUAUUAGCUGUCCGGUUGCCCCUUUAACCAGGUAACAGGAUUGAAAUUAGGUUAUGGUAGGCCAGUUGCCACCAGGGCAUAAACAGAGACAGAGGUGGAGAUUGGGAUCGAAUUCUGAGACGGCUUAACAGACAGAAUCAACCCUAUAUAUAACCCCGAUACACACAGACACCCUCACACAGCAUAGCAUAAAAAUAAAUAGACUGACAUGAACCAACUCGACCUGAGUGUCUGAAUACAGGCUAUAUGUCUGUCUGUGUUUCACUCUAUUGGUACUGCUGACAGUCUGACAUUUCAGAUCUCCAAAAGUUGGUGUGUGUGUGUGUGUGUGUGUGAUGUCCAAUGCUGAUUGUUUUGUUUUGGGGUCAGAAAUUGUAACGCUACCCAGCCACUCAGUGGGAUCAAUGGAGCUUGACAUGCGUUUGAGAGGCUGUGUGAUUUAUUGAGCUUUUCGCCCAGAACUGAAGAUGGCGAGAAAGAAGGAUGGAUUAUUUUAUAGAGAAAAUGGAAAGCAAAGACUGAGGGGUCACGGUUUCAGCCGACUCUGGUCGAUAUUAUUGUACCUUCUUAUCGCAAGGUCAAAAUACAUUACGACCUUUUUGUGUUGCCUUAAUUACAUCUGCACUUUCUCUCAGUAGCUUAAUUCUCCUUAGGCCAAUGAUGACGACAGAGCUACAUUAGAUUUUGUCCGAAAUGGGAAAGACAUGGUUUUGUAAUAAUUGAUUUAAUGAUGUUAACACCGGAAAGUUUUGUUGACUAGUCAUACCGUCGGUGACGUAAUGGGUUUUUGUCGUGUGCUUCACCUGUUUCGCGCGCAUGUCUGACUUUACCUGGGUUUGUCGGUAUGACAUCACCGAGAAGGUGGCUCGAGCACAAGGAACAUGACUUCUGUUGAUCAGGUGAUAUGAGGAGGAAGAGAAGGAUCUGAACUCUUUUUAGGCCAUAAUGAGAUAAGAAAGAGGUUAUAGAGGAGAAAUCAGAGCUUCAGAGUUUCGGGUCAAGUGAGAAUUGCUAUAAAGGCCAGAGAAAUACAAAGUGAACAGAAAGAACACUUGAUUGAGGGGCAGUGGUCUGAGUCAAAGUGUUUUUGGGCAUAUUAUGUGUGUUCUUUUAAACCGGCUCUGGACUACAUUCCCACUCUAACUUGCGUUGCAUAACAACAACAAGAAAAAUCAUAAUGUAACACACUAAUCCUUUUCAUGGCAGACUAAAGAUAGACUAGCACACAGACACACACACACAUAACCAGACAUAGAAAUAUGUUCACACGUCAAACAAGCAUGUUCAGACACACUGUCUCACAUACACAUUGACACAGUCACACACAACAAAAACAAACUACAUGGAAACUCGCCAUGCCAGUUUGAUGUGGGAGCAGUGAUGCGCUCCGUGUCCAAUGGUGCAAAAGAGUGUUUACUAAAGACCGAUAGGCUCACACUGAUAACUAUUACUCAUGAUACAAUCUCUACUCACACAUUCUGUACUGCAUGUCUCACACACACACACACAUACACACACAUUGGUUUUUCCCAGAAGUCUUUAUCUAAAGUCUCUGAAAACCUCCAACUGGAACUCAGUGAAUGUGGUUAUCAGAAGGAGAAUAAUCCCUGUUAAAAUGAAAACUUAAUCCAAGUCUGGCCCAUACCCACCCGCUAUUUUUACCAAAUUUUUACUGUAUAAUCUCUCUUCCUCCUCUUUAAUCCCUCAUUUUCAGAGUUUCCUUCUUUCUUUUUCAACCACUUUUUUUUCCAACUCUCUUGCUAUCUCUCUUGCUAUCUCUCUUUCUAUCUCUCUUUCUCUCUGGGCAGUUUUCAGUCUUCUUUCAGCCUGAAAGCCCAAUCUGGUCCCUCAACUGUCGUCCCACUUUACACUGUCUCAACCACCUGAUUCACUCCCAUGUGAUCAAUCUGUCAGUCAGACAGACAGCCAGUGAAUCAGUGAGUCUAAUUGAUUCCUGGCUGAUUGAUCUAAAGCGAUCAGGUGAAAACUGAUGUGUACUGACUGACUCCAGAUGGUAACACACAGAUCGCUCAGUGUGUGUGUGUACAGUUGUCAGUCUCCGACCUGACCGUUGUAGAAACGGGUUUUUCGCAGUCUGUUCCAACCUUGUUUUAUAGACUACUGUGUGUGUGAGAGAGACAGGGCUUGUUUCGACCUGAUCCAACAGCUUAAUCAUUUGUUUUGGCGCAAUGCCUUGUUACUGGAAGUGUUUUUUUGUUUUUGACCGAGUGCGUAGUGUUGCCUGAACUCCAAUGUCAGAGAAAGGGAGGGGCCCUAUACGUAGGCGAUAUUACGGAGCACUGAUAAAUCAGUGACUCACGCACGCACACACACACACACACACACAUACACAUACACACACACUCUCGGGGGCACGAGGGAGGAGUUGGGUGUUAAUAUUAGUAGCAGCCAGCAUUCCACACUGCCCCUGUUACUAUACUCAACUCUGUCAGCUGUGUUCGACCCCCUCCCUCCCUCUUUCCCUCCCUCUGUCUGUACCUGUCGGUUCCUCUCUCCAUCUCCACUCCCUCACUUCUCCACACCAGCUGGGUCUUCUCUAGCUUGUUAUUGCCUGACCAUCUCUCUCUCUCUGUUUCGUUCUUUCUGUUUCCAUGAGUUCAUCCGUCCACCUCUAUCACCUUUUCAUGUUCUCGUCUCCCUUAUAGCUGUAUCUUUCUGAUUCUCUGUCUCCUUUUUGUCUUUCUCUCUCUCUCCCUCUCUCUUUCCCUCUCUCGUGUUGUGUUGUUGAGGUGUUGGGCUUGUCUGAACAGAUAUGUCCUAGAGGAAGAGGUUUAGGGUUGUGGUGGCUGGUGGGGGAAGAGGGAGAGGGUGGUUGUAAAGUUAAAUGUAUGAUUUUCUUCUUUGUUUUAAAUCCCUUCUUUGCUCUGGCUAUAUUCCCCUCCCCUCUCUCUACUCUGAAACCCACCUCUCUCUCUCUCUCCCUCCCCCCUCCCUUCUCUAUAUUCUGAAACCCACCUCUCUCUCUCCCUCCCCCCUCCCUCUAUUCUGAAACCCACCUCUCUCUCUCUCUCCCCUCCCCCCUCCCCUCUCUCUAUUCUGAAACCCACCUCUCUCUCUCUCCCUCCCCCCUCCCCUCUCUCUAUUCUGAAACCCACCUCUCUCUCUCUCCCUCCCCCCUCCCCUCUCUCUAUUCUGAAACCCACCUCUCUCUCUCUCCCUCCCCCCUCCCCUCUCUCUAUUCUGAAACCCACCUCUCUCUCUCUCCCUCCCCCCUCCCCUCCCUCUAUUCUGAAACCCACCUCUCUCUCUCCCUCCCCCCUCCCCUCCCUCUAUUCUGAAACCCACCUCUCUCUCCCCCCUCCCUCCCACCUCAUCUGUUGCUCUGGGUCUCUAAUCCUACAGCAGAAUGAGGGAGAAACACACACACACACACAGAUUACAGACGAUCUGAGCUGUAAUCUGACUAGCUGACCUAUCCACACAAAAAUCCUCAUCGUCUUUCUGCUGCUUUUUAUAUUUAGAAUAGAUGAUAUCCCUGUUAUCGCUCUUGCGUAACAGACGUGGGUGGGUGGGUGUUAGUAAAUCUGAAGCUCCUCAAUGUGUAGAGAACAAUCAGUUAAAGGAGCCAAUAGGAUAGUGGCGUUCAGUCAGCCAGCUACACAGCUUAUAGUUCUGUCCAUUCAAUCACAUCUAGGCCUGUAGCUUGUUUCCUGCUGACAUAACAGCUGUCUUACCUAACACUCUCUCACACACAUAUUAUCGUGGAUGUAACAUAAAACAAAGUUUUACCAUGUUUUUAAAACCCAAAAUACUUCAUUAGCCCCCCCCCUUCUAUCUCAGCUCUUCCUCUCGCCUACUUAUCUAUGGUCCAGACUUCCUCUCUCUCUCCGUCGGUCCCUCUCUUUCUCAAAGACCCUGCUCUGUUUUCCUGAGUAGUUUCCCACACAGAUCACAGCAGCUUGCUGUGUCUCCCCACUGUUAUUGUUUGACUCAAUUCUACAAUACUGAGGACUGCUUUAUCCUCACCUUAUCACGUUGUUUGUGUGUGUGUACAGUAUCUUCAUGUAGCGUUUCAGAGAUGGCUCUCUGUCGCCCCCUAAGCGCCAGUUCCAGUCUCAGCUCAGCUCAGGCCUGACUGACUUCUCUGUUUGAAGCAGCCGGGAUGGAUAUUCCCAACAAGAAUUUUUGCAAUUCAUGACAUGUCAUUUAAAUUCACUUUGAAUUAAUGAAAAUGGUUUUGACCCCAACUGUGUUAUUCUGUAUAAUCCAGAUUGAAGCUAGGGUUAGUUGGAAUACAAUCCUCCUGGUUGAUUGACCUGUGAGUUUAGUUCUCCUCAUUGACCCAAACCAAGCUGCAUAUCUAGCAACCUGCCAACAUGUAGCCAUUUUCUAUUCAUCUGAGGGAGGGAGAUGAUGGGGGGGAUGAAAAGAUGGGGGCAAACACAAAAAGGGGGAUGGAUAGAGGUUAAAAGAGGAAGGGAUUUGUGUUGAAAUUAGGCCGUCAUGAAGAGCUCUGAGCUCUGAUAUGUUAACUUAAGAGAGAGGGAAGAAUAGAGGAGAGAUGGACGGAGGGAGAGGGGGAUGGGUUAAUUUAGAGAGCAUAAAGGAGAGACCGAUGGAGGGAGGAGAAAUGGGACAUUGAUGGAUGGAGGGAGGGGAGAAAUGUGGGAUUGAAUGAGUGAGAAAUGGUUGUGUUGACAUUUUUAAAGGCUCUCCAACCCUGCAAUUCUGAAUCAAGAAUCACACACACCAUAAAUAGGUGGUGGUAGUAAUAAUGUGGAGUCUGGAUGUGAUAAUGGUGGUUGGGACAGAAUGAUUAGCCUCCUGGUAUUCUGAUCUGUUGGAGCGUGACAGACUGAAGAGUAACCUCUUUGGAACUCUCCUCUCGGGAGAGAGAAUGUGGGAGAUUAGAAUAGAGGGUGUUCUAGAGAGGUUCUAAUAGGGUAGUUAGUGUAUAAUACUGUAUUAGUGGAUAAAAGGACUAAAGCCCAGAUUACAACUGACAGCCCUAUAUCCUCUCAGAAUUGAGGUGUGAAUGUGGGAUACCACAGUGAAUUAAUAGGGUAAUAUAUAUGCCUGUGUGUGCAGAUUUUAUAGUCGUAUGGUGUGAGAGCUUUCUAUUCCACGGACUCCCACAAACCCCAAAAGCCUUGUCAUGACAUUCCUCCAGUGUGUUUGUGUUGCUGACUACCUGUGGAGUAUAUGGUGGAAUUGCAUCUGGGUUUUAUUAACAGUGCUGACUCACCUUCAGACCCGCUGAAACUCUCCCUUGCUGAGUCAGUGGGAGUGUGUAUGAGGAUUCUGACCCUGAACUCUAACCCCUGUGACCUGCCUGACAGUUUGUAACAUUCCUCAAAGAACGAGAGGAGGAGGAGACAGACAGAGAGAGAAAGGAGAGCAUUUUCUGUUGUGAUUUUUUUAUAUGGAAAACACACAGAGGACAGAUGGAGGGAUAGUAUGGAGAGAGGAGAGAUAUGCCUAUAAGUAGGGAAAGAAGGGAAGAGGGGUGAGAGGUGAAACUAGAGAGAAGAGAUGUAACAGUAAGAGAUGAGGAAAGGACUUCAAAGCUGUUGAGAAGUUAAUGAGGUGUUAAAUAACUCAUCCAAUCACCCUACUGUCAUAACCAUCUACCAAACACACACACACACACACACACACACACACACACACACACAUGCAUGCACACACUCAAAGCAAACACACACAUAAACACACACACACACACACACACACACACACACACACAUGCAUGCACACACUCAAAGCAAACACACACAUAAACACACACACACACACACACACACACACACACACAUGCAUGCACACACUCAAAGCAAACACACACAUAAACACAUCUGUGAUGCAGUAGCUACAGUAGCAGCUCUAAGAACUGUUCAGUUCAGAUGAGAGGUGAGGGAAGACUACCUUCAACCCUGGCUGUUUACACACACACACACACACACACACACACACACACAGGCUCCGGUCUGCCUGAUAAACAGAUGUGCUCAUGUGCCUGGGGCGUGAGGCGGCCUGGAUUCUGGUCUUCAGAGAACCCCUCUCUCACACACACACACCCCUGCCUCUCUCACACACACGUAGCUAUCACAUUAACGCGACUCUCACUCUCCUGUGAACUGGCAGUCAGAGUAGAAGGACAAAGGAGAGAGAGAGAGACGACGACACUGUUCGGAGGUAUGGAGGGAGGGCGGGAGGGAGGGGAGCUGUGUUCCAGUUGUGAGUCUGGCCCUGUGUCAACUGGCUUCAAUCAACUGGACUUCUCCCAGAUCCCUAGGCUGAGGUGGCAUGCGCACACACACGCAUGCGCACACACACACACGCUCACACAAACCUCCAUUGAUGAUAAGUAAGGCCGUCAACGUUACUGUACAUCUAGCUUCAUCAUGAUUGUUGUAGAAUUGGUAGAGAGUAAAUUAUGGGCAACAUGGACCACGUGCAAAAUGCUGUGAGCCAUAGUAGCUACAACACAGCCUCUCCUUAUCAGGUCUACAUCAGCCUCUACUAGUGAGCAGAGGACACUGAGCACAGCCCUUGGGGGUAGAGGGGGUGAAGGGUGGGGGGCAGACUGGAGUCUAGUCAGCACCAGGGUUUAUGUCUUUUGGGGGGUAAUUACACCCUAUUCAGACCCCCUCCACCCUUUGUGGGGACAGCUUGGCUCCAUACCCAAAUAGCUUUUAAUUAGGUAAGCUUCAGAAGAGCGAGAGAUUUCUGAAAGUGUGAUUGUUUGUAGUGACUGAGAUUAGCAACAGAAUAUGUGUUUUGACAGCUUUAGACAAGAACAUGUUUUUAAGGAGAAGCUGUGGUUAGUGAACAAGGAGAGUGUGUGGGAAUCAAGUGGAUUCCAUUCAGUUAGGAAAGUCUCUUCACUCUGUACUGUAGCAGUGCAGUUCUCUCCUGCCGUUCGUCUCAACCCUGUCAUUACCAGUCUGAGUCAAGUAAAAUAAAUAAGAAAGGAAAACAGAUUUGUUUGUCAAUUAAGUGCUUUAACCGCAGACCGGUGUGUGUGUGCAUGCGAAGGCUAAACCAAAGAUAUCCAUCCUGUUUGAAAUGGCAUUGAUUACAAGUGGUGUGAGAAAGAGGCUAAUUUAGCUAUUAGCCCUGGCAGAUGAGCCUAGGUACGGGCUCUGCUAACAAUACAUGUUAUGACAGGCAAGUUACUCUCUCUAGGUCUCUCUCUCACAAACAGAUGCACACACACACACACACAGUGGCAGGGGGAUUAAGGGGGGUUGGGGACCCACAUGGAGCCAGUGUGUCUCACUUAACAAGGACAACAACAACAGGAGAGAAAGGAAGGAGGGUUGAAAGGAGGGAAGGAGGCAGGAUGGUCACAGAUACCUCCUGUUCUAGGCUUUGAUGCUUGGGCACACACUAACACAACAUAAACAUGUAUGAACUGGGUUCUUCACACUUUAAAGUGGUCCUCCCCAAUUAAAGUGCCACCAGCCGCCUGUGAUACAGACGCUCUGUCUCAUGGCACUGAAAAACAGCUUCUAUCUCAAGGCCAUCAGACUGUUAAAUAGCCAUCACUAGCCAGGUACCACCCGGCUACUCAAUCCUGCACCUUAGAGGCUGCUGCCCUGUAUACAUAGACAUGGAAUCACUGGCCACUUUAAUAAUGGAACACUAGUCACUUUAAUAAUGUUUAUCUACUACUUUACACAUUUCAUAUGUAUAUACUGUAUUCUAUUCUACUGUAUUUAGUCAAUGCCACUCCGACAUUGCUCGUCCUAAUAUUUAUAUAUUUCUUAAUUCUGGUCUUUUACUUUUAGAUUUGUGUGUAUUGAAUUGUUAGAUACUACUGCACUGUUGGAGCUAGGAACACAAGCAUUUCGCUACACCUGCCAUAACAUCUGCUAAAUAUGUGUAUUUGACCAAUAAAAUUUGAUUUGAUUUGAAACAGAGCCACACACCCAGAGUAUGUGGCAGGGUGUUUGUGCUUCAGCCUGUGUGCAUGUCUGUUUUUUAAUUUUUUAUUUAACCUUUUAUUUAACUAGGCAAGUCGGUUAAGAACAAAUUCUUAUUUACAAUGAUAGCCCAGGGCUAACAAGCUCUUACCCACAAACUCAACCUCUCUUCCAGAAAAGUGUGUGUGUACCCUGCCAGCACCACUGACUCCACUCGCCAACACAACUCAUAGUCCCUGUGUGAGCUGAAUCCUAAUAGGCCUGGAGGACAGCUGGAAAGCACUGUUUUACUCAGAUACAGCACUUGAAUGUUUCUUUCAUCUCCCCCUCUAACCUUCCUUCCUACCAGAAAUCAAGUUGAAGUUCCACUGCUCUACACACUGUUCUAGGGUUUCUUUCAUGAGUUGUGUGUGUGAGAGCUGCGUUUGGUGUGUGUUAUAGAGACGUUUGUUCACGUGUAUACCUCACUAGAUUGGAGGGGUUGACUGGAGGGAAGGAGGGUGAAACCACAACAACAACCGUUAAAAUACAGAACCGAGAUGGAGGGAGAGAGUCAUAAAGUCAAGGGAGGGUGAAGAUGGAGGAAGUAGGACGAGACAGAAUUAGAGGGGCAGAGUCACUAGAGGAGGAAAAUGACGGGGGGGGGGUGAAAGAGAGCGAAAGGGAGAGAAAGAGAUGAAAUGACUUGUGCAGACAGAGCAUAUAUAUAGAUAUAGAUAUAGAUGACAGACAGACUGAGACAGAGAGAGAGAACGAAGGAGUAGGAGAAUCUGUCACUCAGAAUCGUGUCUCCAUGAACACAGGUGGCCAGUGAAACUCUACCCUUAAAACAUGAGUGGACGCUCCAGAAAACAGAUGAGAGGGAGAGAGCGCGUUAAAGAGGGAUAGGCAGAAAGCGUGUAGUGGUGUGUUCUUGUCUAAAUAAAUACAUCAAACAAGUUCAGCCAGUGACUCCUGAUUGGCUACUCACUAAUUCUCAUUGUCUGGGUGACAGGUCUACACCAGUCUCACAUCAGGACACUCACGCAAUCACACAUAAGUGCUGCAGGUGCAAAUACACACACACACACACACACACACACUCUCUGUUUGGGCUGAGUCAUAGCAGCUUUUUGUGUUUAUGAUUGUCCUUGAGUGUGUUUAUUAUGAGAGUGUGUGUGUGUGUUUAAGUCGGUUCUUCCAUACGUGUUUGUUCAUGUGAGUGGAACAGCACACACAAACAUGGGCUCAACUCUGUCAUCCGGCAGGUGUCUGGCUGGGAAUGGGCCGUGAUGAUAUUUCAUAAUGUUACAUUUGUUCCUUCGGUCAGUCAGAGAUGACGGUCAGUCAGAGAUGACACAAGGACUGCUAGAUGUAAGGUCAUCUAAACAUAAUAGCCAGCCAUGUCACUAACCUCUCUCCUCCUCUUCUCUCUCUCUCUCUCUAGUUUCCUAUGGGAUGAGUACACAGUGGAGGUGAAAAUCAAUGACUACCUGGACAUUAUCUGUCCUCACUACACACGCGGGGAGCUGCCGUCCCAGGAGGCCGAGCGGUAUGUGCUGUACAUGGUGGAGAGGGAGGACUAUGAGGUGUGUAAGCCCCACUCCUUCGACCAGCUGCGUUGGGAAUGUUCCCGGCCCUUCGCUGCCCACGCCCCCGAGAGGUUCUCCGAGAAGUUCCAACGCUUCACCCCCUUCACCCUGGGCAAGGAGUUCAGACAGGGAGAGAGCUACUACUAUAUCUGUAAGUAUAGCACUACUACAGUACUACUACUCAUUUACUUAUACCACUACUAUCUAUGUGCAGUACUUCUGAAUUAAUACUACCACUUAACUGUACUAUAGACUACUCUAACACAAUGCUUGGGUGUUUGUACUAAACCUCCCUCUCUUCUCCCUCUACAGCCAAGCCGCUGCAUCACCACGGCCAGGAGUGUCUGAGGCUGAAGGUGGACGUGGUUGGACUUCAUGGUGAGCUCACUUCCCUUGUCUCCAUCAACAUGCUAGCAUUAGCCUCUGUUAGCUUUAGCGGGUUUUCCUAUGGUAGCAUUAGCUUCUGUUAGCAUCAGUGGCUAGGCUUAGUUUUCCCCAUAUUCAGUGAUAUUCCCGUUGGGUGUUCAUACGAUGAAGUUCUUACCAAUGUCUUCUUGUCCUCUACAGGCUCUGGGAAGGCCAAAGCUGACAAAGCAAAGGAUGGAGCGAUGGAGAAAGCGAUAGAUGGAGGAAAGGGAAAGAUAGGAGCAGGAGGAGGAGUACACAACCCCUCCAACAGGCUUCCAGCAGGUACGUCUCCCAUCUGUCCAUCCAGAGAGACAGUCAGAUGUACAGCAUUGACUCUGGAUAGUAGAAUUGUUCCACUUGUUUCUGAUAAUAACAUGCGCUCUCUCUCUCUCUCUCUCUCCAGAUGACCCUGCUGUGUUGGAGCCUAAGGUCCAGAAGAGUGUGGGUAGUUCAGGUGUUCAGCUGGUCUCCCUGUCGGUCUUCUUCACCCUGUUCCCAGUCCUACUAUCCCUGUUACUCCACUGAGACUGAGUUACAGACCUAGCUAAAACAGAGACACUGUCAACCCAAUGCUGGACAUUGGCACAGAGAAGAUUUUUAUAGAGAUUUGUAUAUAUGCAACUGGACUUAGCUGCGUGUGUGUGUAUGUGUGUACGUGUGAUUGGAACGUGGAUCGUUCCAGAGACGAGGAUCUUCAAGAGUAUUUUUGCAAUUAUUUUUUUCUACAUAUGUUUUUGCAAAUGAAAGAGGGUGGACGGCUAUUCCCCCUUUUUUUCUCAUGUUCCCUCCAUUUGAUCUGUUUGGACACUUUUGGACACCCCACUAAAUCUGGAACCUAAAUCUACCUGGAAAGUGAUGUACUAAUCAUUAUUAGAAAACUGACAAAGGUAUAACUGUUUUCAUGAUUACCCUGAAUUGUAUUGUAACAGUGAUAUACAAUGAGUGUAAAAAACAUUAUGAACACCUUCCUAAUAUUGAGUU
This is a messenger RNA of Coregonus sp. 'balchen', 11652 nucleotides long. The record is from the annotation of a GenBank genome assembly. Lineage: Eukaryota; Metazoa; Chordata; Actinopteri; Salmoniformes; Salmonidae.